This is a messenger RNA of Aspergillus melleus, 897 nucleotides long. RefSeq names its product arsenic resistance protein (gene ARR3). Gene Ontology annotation, biological process: antimonite transmembrane transport; arsenite transport. Lineage: Eukaryota; Fungi; Ascomycota; Eurotiomycetes; Eurotiales; Aspergillaceae. Gene Ontology annotation, cellular component: plasma membrane. Bases 1 to 897 code for a protein of 298 amino acids. The transcript has 2 exons. The record is from RefSeq and is a predicted model, not a curated record. Gene Ontology annotation, molecular function: antiporter activity; antimonite transmembrane transporter activity; arsenite transmembrane transporter activity.
AUGUCUCAAGAAAAAGAUUCAUCAACCGAUCCAGAAACCGGCUGCAUCUCGACAGAAUGCCAGUGCGAUACUCCCGAUGCAGAAGAUACGGGACCAACCUCGGCAUUCCAGCAGCUGGCCAUCCUUGAUCGGUUUCUCGCUCUUUGGAUCUUCCUUGUCAUGGCGGUCGGGAUCAUACUGGGAAACUUCGUGCCGAAUACAAGCAAGGCAUUAGAAAAGGGGAAAUUCGUGGGCGUUUCGGUGCCCAUAGUCUGGACGGGACUCGCUGGCGGAGAUGGCGAAUACUGCGCGAUUCUGGUCGCCGUUAAUUCGAUCCUGCAGAUGGUUCUGUUUGCACCAAUGGCAAUAUUUUUCAUUCGAGUGAUCGGUGGCUCUGACGAUGGUUUGACCAUUGACUAUUCCUUGGCCGCAAAGAGCGUCGGGGUAUUUCUCGGGAUACCGUUAGGUGCGGCGAUUGUCACUCGUUUCGCACUGCGACUUCUGAUUGGCAAGGAGUGGUAUGAUCGACAUUUUCUGAAACGGAUUGGACCUCUAUCACUCAUCGGUCUUCUGUUCACCAUUUUGGUCCUUUUCGCUUCACAGGGAAGGCAAGUUGUGCAUCAGAUCGUGUCCGUGAUCCGGGUGGCCGCUCCGCUGAUCGUAUACUUCGCGGUUAUCUUCUUGGUCACUCUGGCCGUGACGAGACGCUGUGGCUUCGGAUAUAAACUAUCGUGCACUCAAAGCUUUACUGCGGCUAGUAACAACUUUGAGCUGGCAAUUGCAGUGGCGAUAGCGACAUUUGGCGUAGAUAGCGACCAAGCUUUAGCCGCCACGGUUGGCCCCUUGAUCGAAGUUCCCGUGCUUCUGGGCCUGGUGUAUGUAGUCAAGUGGCUUGCGAGGAGGCAGAGAUGGACCUAG